CUUUGCUGCGGAACACAAGAUCCAGGGCACGAGGUUGGAUCCAGAUCCAACUCCUUUUACGUUAUGAACUUUGUUCCACCUGAUGAACCUGCAUACAUGUUUUUUUCCGCCCUCUUUUCCCUCUUUCCCGUUAAUGCUUCACACUCCAGUCCAGCUGGUGGCGGUAAUACACCAGAAGUUGGCUUGUCAACCGCCAUUAAAUAGUACAAGAAGAAGAACCUGCAUAGAUAUUUGUGGAGUUGCAGACCGUGGUCGCCAACGUUAACACUUAUCAAUAUGCACAGAACAGUGUUGCUGCAGGAUGAGAAGAUUGCCUUUCAGAGAUGCCAGAGCUGUUGCUCUAAUUACCAUUGCCCAUUCUGCGGACCAAAAGUGUUCAAACCCACCAUGAAUCUUCAUGUGGUGGACAAUCAUGUCUGCAACCACUUAUCUUUGGCAGUUCACCAUGAAGAAUUCCUGAUUGUCAAGUGCAACUUGCAGUGUAGAGAACAGGCACAUUUUCACUGUUGUUAUUGCCCAAACACAGUUAUAAGGAAAGUCCAGAUUGUAAAACAUUUAGCAUCUUGCAAAAAAAGACAAGUUCCACCUACAGAACCAGCCACUGUUGAACCAGCUACAAUCAGUGAACCAGUCACCUGUGAACCCAUUGUCCCCAGUGCAUCAGUUGCCACCAGUGAACCAGUUGCCUUUAAAGAAUCAGCUGUGGCUGAAGGUGUCCCCUUGCCUAUUAAAUCCCUGCUUGUUCCCAAAAAAUUGCGUAUUCAGAAAAAAGUGCAGUGCGGUCAUUGUGGAAUAACUGUCAACAAGAAAAAUCUAGAUGUUCAUGUUAAAAGAAAGCACGCUGGUAAGAUCUGUGAUGUUAUGGAAGAUCGUCACCUACCUUCAGAGUGCAUCGACCCAGUGAGUGGUAUAUAUGCUGUUGAAAAGUCAUUUUACAGACCAUGUUCUGUAAUCCAUGUUCAGAAAAAAACCUCAGGUCCACAUCCUGUUGUCACAUGUGAAAUGGAUGAAUGCAUUUCCAGUGUAGAAUUUGCCGCUCAAAGUGGCUUUCAGCACUUUGAGUGUAUACAUUUGAAGUCGCUGCAGUUCUGUCCAUGGCCCAACAAGAUACCAGUUGUCCUUGAUGAAGAUGUUCUGGUAGACAUGAUAGCCCCAAAUGUCUUUGGGGAACAGACCAAGGCAACCUGUGUGGCUACAAAGGCAGCAGCAAAUUUGGCUGGUGUUCCGUUGUCUGUUGAGUUGACCAUUGGAGGUCCUUCUACAAAGAAGUACAUUUCUGUGUAUGAAUCCAAAGUGUCAUACUACAGCAGACUUGGUAGAGUCAUUGCUUCCUAUGACAGCACUCGCAACACAUGGCAUUGUCCCUGUGCUAAGCCAAGAGGAUCUUGUUUGCACCAAAACAUAGCCAGGUGGCAUCUUUUCCAGCUGCACAAGCAGUUGUUUGUGUCAUUACCUGUCGACAGACAUGCACAGUGCCUAGCACAAGAACAUGCUUGUUGAGAGCUCUCAAUGCAGAACACAUGAUCCAGGGGGCGUGGUUGAAUCCAGAUUUAACUCCUCCCAUGUUACAUAUACCUAAACUUACUAGUCUCCACCCCGUGAUCCCUAAACCCAUCAACCUCUACCAUCUCCACCCGCGGAUGUGAAUCCAACCACACCCCCUAGAUCUUGCGUUCUGCAGUGAGGGGGCUACUGAGCUUGUCAGGAAAGUACCAGAUUGGAUUAUCCCCUAGUGGUUAAGGUUUCAAACAGAUGAAAAACAAAACACUACCAGCCAAAACUCCCAACACAAAUACUGUACAUCAUGGGCUCAUUUACAUUCCCAAACACCUUGUGCCAAAGAAGACUGUUUGCUCUGAAUGUACGGGCCAGUGUUGAUUACUUCUAAAGGAAAGCUUAUAACAUACACCGGCAUUGUUGAGGGAUUUUCAACAUACAAAAUGUGCAGCAACUGUGUCUAAAAUAUUGUUAUCAAGAGUGGACUGAUGGUCUGCACAAUUUUGAGGAUCAUUUUCUGAUGUCAUUACACAUGUGGAUUACCCUGCGCCAUUCACUCCAGCUGUAUCUGGUGCAGGGAGUGUACAGUUAUCAUCACUACAUGCAGGAUCGUGUGGAUGAUGAUGGCUGGGGAUGUGCAUAUAGUUCCCUUCAGACUAUCUACUCUUGGUUUUAGGAGCAAGAAUAUGUGGAGACAGCUGUGCCCACACACACAGAUCCAGCAGGCUCUUGUGGAUGAUGGGGAUAAAGAGCCAUGAUUUGUGGGUUCACAUCAGUGGAUUGGCUCCAUCAAAGUUCACGCUGUCCUUUACCAGCUGCUGGGGGUCACUUUAAAGAUCAUGCUUGUCAGGCGGUGGAGUACUUGCGCACACUAUUCUAGGCAUAGCAUGGAGUGAGAACACUGGACUAAUACGCUUUCUUAUCUUGGACUCUCACUAAACUGGUGGAGAUGACCUGCAGGACUACCACUGACAAAGGCUGGUGUGGAUGGAGGGGGCCAGAUUUCUGGGAUCAAAAGGCUUUUUACAACCUCUGCCUUCCCCAGAGACCCAAGACCAUCUGAGUCACGUGCAUGACACUUAUCCACUUUUAUUGAUACACAAGAAUUAUCAUUUCAAUUAUCAUAUCAAGGAGUGCAAACUGACAUGUCAUAAAAAAGUUUUACAAAAAACA
This is a messenger RNA of Carassius auratus (goldfish), 2670 nucleotides long. RefSeq lists its product as uncharacterized. The record is from RefSeq and is a predicted model, not a curated record. The transcript is spliced from 8 exons. Lineage: Eukaryota; Metazoa; Chordata; Actinopteri; Cypriniformes; Cyprinidae. The coding region runs from base 277 to 1500 and encodes 407 amino acids.